AUGGAUCUCGCUCGUAGAAACAACGUGCUCCAAUAUAAUGACAACACCGUCAAUGGUGCAACGGCAGACAUUGCCAUCACGACACAUGGAUCCGACUUCUACUUCGCUAUUUGCGCUGCGAUGGGGUUCUCUGGGUUUUGUUUCCUAGGUCUCGCCUACCGCAAACAGCGUCGCGACCGUCUCUUCCACUACAUCACCGCAUCUGUAGUCUUCGUCGCAUGCAUCGCCUACUUCACAAUGGGAUCCAAUCUGGGCUUCACACCAAUCGCAGUCGAGUUCCACCGCAGCGACCCCAAGGUAGCAGGAAACUACCGUUCGAUCUACUAUGCUCGUUACAUCGACUGGUUCAUCACUACGCCUCUGCUGCUCCUCGACUUGCUUUUGACUGCUGGCAUGCCAUGGCCGACUAUACUUUGGGUCAUCAUGGUUGAUGAGAUUAUGGUUAUCACUGGUCUGAUCGGUGCCCUCAUUGACAACCGUUACAAGUGGGCCUACUUCGCUUUUGGCUGCUUUGCUCUUUUCUACAUCGUCUACCAACUUGUCUGGGAGUCGCGCCUUCACGCAAAGAAAUUCGGUCGCGAUGUUGAGAAGGCGUUCUUGAUGUGCGGAAGUAUGACCGCUCUACUUUGGAUCCUGUACCCAAUCGCAUGGGGAGUCGCCGAGGGCGGUAACGUCAUCGCCCCUGACAGUGAAGCUGUUUUCUACGGUGUACUUGACUUCCUAGCCAAGCCAUGCUUUGGUGCCCUCCUCUUGUGGGGCCACAAGGACAUCGACCCAGCCCGCCUCGGUCUCUCUAUCAAGGACUACGAUGGUGAUGCCAUGGUUCAUGAGAAGCGCAAGCCUGAUGGCGUGAACAACGGCCAGACCGCUACCCACCCUGACGGCUAUAACGGCACUGCUCCUCAUGUCGACAACACUGUUUAG
This is a messenger RNA of Alternaria burnsii, 924 nucleotides long. Its product is annotated as opsin-like protein. Gene Ontology annotation, biological process: monoatomic ion transport. The record is from RefSeq and is a predicted model, not a curated record. Gene Ontology annotation, molecular function: monoatomic ion channel activity. Bases 1 to 924 code for a protein of 307 amino acids. The transcript has 5 exons. Gene Ontology annotation, cellular component: endoplasmic reticulum; plasma membrane. Lineage: Eukaryota; Fungi; Ascomycota; Dothideomycetes; Pleosporales; Pleosporaceae.